AUUGAUGGAGAAUCCUAUUUAGGAAAACACCCGUGGAUGAAGAAAGCAUGAGGCAAAGAGGAAUUUUUGCACAGAUGUUUCUGAGUGUGACAGGCCCAGUAACACCGGGACCCACUCCAGGAGGGCUCCUGGGGCACUGCAGACUCCUUGGCAUGAGAGGGCAGUCCUGAUUCAGCCCUGAGCAUCCGAGCUGGCUGUGGUUGAGGAUUAUAAGAGCUGUUUUGAUCAGGGGAAAAUUUCUGUUUUUAGCACAGGCAGCAAUUAAAAUAGCUCGCGGAUCUCAACGCCUCGGGGAGCUGUCAUAAAAGGAGGCAGAAAAUCCAUCCUGUGGACUCUUCUGCAGCCAGAGAUGAGCCUGGAUGGAGCAGGAGAGAAGAGAGCCUGAGGUUCACCUGGUGAAAAAGGACAACCCAAGACCUCGAGCCAGAUUCACUGCUUUGAUCCCAAGAUGGCUGUGGAGGAUCUCCGGGCUUCCAGCACCCCUUUCUCACUCUCCUUUUCGGGCAGCGGCUUCCUGGCCCUGUACCAGGUUGGGGUGGUGCAGUCCCUGCUGGAGUUGGCUCCCGAGCUCCUCAAGUCUGCCCGCAAGGUCUACGGCUCCUCGGCUGGGUCGCUCAUCGCUGCUGCCGUCGUGUGCGGCGUCGGCCUAGAUGACCUAAAGGAGUUUUUCUUUGCACUGGCAACGGAAGUCAGGAAAACCAUCCUGGGCCCCCUCUCUCCCAAGUGCAGCCUGCUGGCCAAUCUCAAGGCUGUCCUGCAGCGGAUGCUGCCGGAGGAUUCCUACCUGCUGGCCUCGGGCCGGCUGCACAUCUCGCUGACGCGGGUGGUGGACGGCCAGAACGUCAUGGCCUCAGAGUUCAGCUCCAAGGAGGAGCUCAUUCAGGCUCUCCUUUGCAGCUGCUUUCUUCCUAUUUACUGUGGAUUCAUCCCUCCAUCCUACCGAGGAGUGCGCUACGUGGACGGAGGCUUCACGGGCCUGCAGCCCGUGUCCAGCCUGGAGGAGCCCGUGAUCACCGUGUCCCCAUUCACCGGCGAGCUGGACAUCUGCCCCCGCGACUGCCCCGCCAUCUUCUUCUGCUUCCAGAUCUUCAAUGGCAGCAUCCAGAUCUCCAUAGAGAACCUGUGCAGGAUCAGCUACGCUCUCUUUCCACCCAGCACCAUGGUCUUGAACGACAUUUUCUCCCAGGGGUACCAGGACACUGCCCUUUUCCUGUACAGGAACAAUGCCUUUGGCUUUAACUACUUUGAUGGCAAUUUCCGCUUCGGCAGCACCUGUGGGAAGAACGACUCUGGACAAUCCAAUGGGACAUACCCCGGCCUGUACAAAAGGGUCCCUCAGUGCCUGACCCCUUACUUCCUGCCAGGCUUGUGGAAGAAGGAGCAGGUGCAUGGACUGCAGGACCCACUGGCGAUGGUCCUGCUGCAGCCCUACAGGCUUCCAGCCUUAUUCAGGAAGGGGGUGAAGACAGUGUGGGGGCUGCUGGAAGGUGUCAGCUCCCUGGUACAACGACUCCACAGACUGCUCCAAACCCUGGUGCCUGGUUUGCCCAAGAGAGUCAUGGACAGGAGGUAACAAGGAUCAUCCUGGCGGGGCCCUGGGGGUCUCCAGCGCUGCCUCGGGAUGUGGUGGGCAACACCAGCACACACCAGCACGGCUGCUGGUUCUCGAGGCAAUUUCUGGGGAGUGUUUUUUCCUUCAGAACCUGUCUGGUUCUGUCUCCAGUGCUGCCACUGCAGUGCCCGUGCUCAGGCCUGACCUGCUUUUCCAUGAUGGCCGAGGCAAAGCUUCGGUGCUGCUCCUGGGACCCACUCCAGGCUGCAGGGACCACUGGGCAGCUUCACCUGCAGACCUCACAGCCCAGACCUUUCCCUGCCCACUCCACCUCCCCCCCACCAGCAGCAUCCCUUCCCUGCUUUAAUGCAGAUUACAGGGUGGGCAUUUGCCGGGAAAUGCCAUGUUUUAGUGUUUUCCUCCCACUCAAAAACUUUCAGAGAGACUUCUCAGAGAGAGAGAGAGAGAGAGAGACAGAGGGAGAGAGGGAGAAGCUUUAGGGAGCAUAACACUGGGCAGGAACUAAUUUUUCUACACUUCCCUGAAGUUUUUUUACCAAUUACCAAUUCUUGAGCUUCACAUCUCCCCAUAGCCCUGCUUCUCCUGUCUGUGGAGGUGGGAGUGCAUUUGGAUCCCCCUGGAACAUGCAGUUGUGCAGAAGGAUGGAGAAACAUAAAGAUUAACUUCCCCCUACUUCCGAGUCCUGCAGGCUGCAUGUCCGGACAUUUCAAAAGGAAAUGAGUUCUUUGCCUGCAAUUGUCUGUAACUCACGGCCACACACAGAGCAUGGCCCAGGCAAACACACCCUGUGCCACUGGUCCACACACAGAAUUAAUUGGCAGCACUCUUAAUUAUCCCAAAUCCAUGCUGCACAUCAGAGGCUGUGGAUUGGCUUUGCCCCCGCUGAGUCUCCUGCUUUUGUUGGUUCCAGACAGGCAACAAAUGGAUCCCAACAGCAGCAGCUGUUUAUCGGAGCAUAUAUAUAUAUAUAGCCUGUUUAAUUGCACAAAGGGAAGGGGAACAGAGGGAAGUUUCAUCCAAAGGGCCCUGGAGACUGCAGGAAUGAAUGUGGGGAGUAGCUGAAGGCAGCUUUGAUGUAACCAGACUCAAAGUUAACUAUGAGUGCUCUGUGAAAGAUCAAUAUCCUGUGUUCUGCUGUCUUUGGUUGAAAUCAGUGACCUGGGAAUAUUUUCUCUGGAAUGAUUUUGCUAAAAGAAACCGGGAUGCUUAUUUCAUAGAAUCAUGGAACAGUUUGGGUUAAAAGAGAGCUUAAAGAUAACCCAGUUCCACUGCUGCCAUGGCAGGGACACCUUCCACUGUCCCAGGGUGCUCCAAGCCCCAUCCAGCCUGGCCUUGGACACUUCCAGG
This is a messenger RNA of Corvus hawaiiensis (hawaiian crow), 2920 nucleotides long. RefSeq names its product patatin like phospholipase domain containing 1 (gene PNPLA1). Gene Ontology annotation, cellular component: lipid droplet; membrane; cytoplasm. Gene Ontology annotation, molecular function: triacylglycerol lipase activity. The transcript is spliced from 9 exons. The record is from RefSeq and is a predicted model, not a curated record. Gene Ontology annotation, biological process: lipid homeostasis; triglyceride catabolic process. Bases 449 to 1573 code for a protein of 374 amino acids. Lineage: Eukaryota; Metazoa; Chordata; Aves; Passeriformes; Corvidae.